UGCCGCCCCAGGGAGGCUUGGCUGGAGGGGGUCCCAGGCGAGAGGAUCGCGAUUUCGCUACUAUGACCUGUUGUGGCUCACUCAUACCACGUUGUGGUCGAUGAUAAGCCGAUGCAGCUAUGGACAUUCAGCUCUGCUUCUCCCACAGGCUCUUAUUGCUGUUCAGCGCUCGCGAGUCGACUCCUCCCACGUCAAUUUGUUCUAGACAGGGCGCUUCGACAAAACUCUUGCCUCUGCCUCGACCGAGCCGCGGCUGGUUUGAACUUACUGAGCUCACCUCCUACCUCCUACGCAGGGAGACUCGGGGUCCCAACGGCCCAACUAACGCUCUUGAUACAUACUAUGCGGUAGGUGCAUACCAAGCUUCGCUGGCCAUCUUGAACGUACUCUUGGCGAUUUCCGACAAUGCAGCGGCGUCCACGCAACCCCAGCUCGCGAAGCCGUGGCUUGCUUGGCCAUUUGGGUUUGCGCAUCGACCUAUGAAAAAUUACUGGAUUUUGCCUCUUCUCUACCUCGGCCUCCGCCCGAGCAGGCAGACUAUCAUGCCUAGUAGGCAGGCUGUGAAGGACGACGGGUUGUCCUCGUGGAGAAAGCGCGCGACAACAAUAGGGGAAUGGGACCUGAUCGAGUCCGAUUGUUUCAUUCUCUUUACCUGCUUUGCCUACAUAUUCCAGUCCCGGGUCGGUGGUUGUGCAAAGAUCAGUGAGAGGCGCUGUCCGUCUGUGGCGGCUUGGCUCCCCCUUACUCCUGUCUGAAAUCGUCAGAGAUUGAUAACUAGGCGACGAUCGCAUAGUCGACGUGCCGAUUCUGCCGAUUAUGUGGCUGUCCGUUCAGCCAUCCUCCUUCUCCGCUGGACGCCAUCGGGGAGGGAAUGGCCAUCCAUAACUCGAGACCAUGGCCACCCACCCACGACAACAUGUAUUAUGCAUCAUAUGUAGGUAGGUGCAUAUGCGCACUCAUGCCUCUUCCCCGGGUA
Durotheca rogersii is the source of this 976-nucleotide messenger RNA. RefSeq lists its product as uncharacterized. Bases 120 to 755 code for a protein of 211 amino acids. The record is from RefSeq and is a predicted model, not a curated record. NCBI's taxonomy places the organism in Eukaryota, Fungi, Ascomycota, Sordariomycetes, Xylariales, Xylariaceae. The transcript has a single exon.